GAAAUCCCCAAAAUUUUUAAACCCCGCCUUCUUCUCCUACAUUCAUUUCCAUAUUGUGUCUCAUGUCUCCCCUCCCUCGUCUCUACCUCUCACCCACAUCCACUGCUUCCAAUCACCGUUGCCUCUUCUAGCCUCAGGCUGCGGCGAUGCACCUUCCUUCUCGAAGAACGCUUAAUUUACUACCAUCGUCCAAUUAUAUGAGCCCAAGGAAAUGACGAGACGAAGAAGAUUAUGGAUCAAUCGCUUCACAUCAUGUUUAAGGUUAAGUUUUAGAUUUCGUCUGAUUUUGUAAUCUCUCUCAAUCGCCUUCUUCUCCUACAUUCUCUUCCCCAAACCCUAACUUCUUCUCCCUUGAUGGAUUAUAACUUUAAUAUGCGCUAAUAUCAUAGUUACAGGGAUCGCUAUAUCAGCCACGAUCCACGUUUUGAACGUUUUUCGUUCCUAAUUGUUGUAUGUUAUCGUUCCGAUUGUUAGCAGAAACGUACUUCAGUACGGAAACUCCACAAUCCCACUGAGUGGCAAAAUCGAUUGCUAGAACGUGUUUUUAGCGAUCGGAAUUGGUCCAAUACGUGAUUAGGAUCGCAAUUUGGAGUUUGGGUCGACAAUUUUACGUUUUUGAACGCCGAUUUGCUACCCUGUUGCCACCGUUUGUCUAAUUGGUCCAAUACGAUAGUCCAUUUAUUUGGUAUUCCUUCUGGAUACUCGAUUAUUCACGCUCAUAGCAUGCGCAUAAGCGAUUUAAUUAGUUAAAAACAUAUUAUUGUAUGUGUGGUGAAAUUGUUCAGUGAUUUAGGGUUUUCGGACCUCAAGAACUUUCCUAACCUUACUUAUGCCAACCCUAAAUUUUUGGGAGGAAGGGAUAUCUAUAAAUCCCUGAUCUUAGGUAACUAGAAUUGAAGGAUGGAGUACAUGUACAAGUCAACAGAAUGUAUCUGAUAUUGGAUGUCAAUUUCUUCUAUCAUAUUAAUGCUCCUUUUCAGUUGUUAUUGUUUACCAGGUUGUGUAAAAGGAAGAGAGCAUCAGUUAUUAUCCAUCUCAUAUCAUAAUUUAUGCUUCCAUUUGAGUUCAGAGGAGGCCUAAUAUCAGUUGUUGAGUACAUGGAAGAAGUCCUGAUAAAUCCCAAGGCUGGUUUUUAUAUCAAUCGGGAUGUUUUUGGUGCAGAAGGUGACUUCAUAACAUCCCCUGAAGUAAGCCAAAUGUUUGGAGAGAUGGUUGGUGUUUGGGCAACGUGUUUGUGGGAGCAAAUGGGGCAACCAAAUAGAGUCAAUCUAGUUGAGUUUGGGCCAGGAAGAGGAACUCUCAUGGCUGAUCUUCUAAGAGGUGCUUCAAAGUUUGAGAAGUUCACAAAAUCCCUAAACAUACACAUGAUUGAAGUUAGCCCAACAUUAAAGAAGAUCCAAAAGCUUACUUUAAUAUGA
Messenger RNA from Lactuca virosa, 1418 nucleotides. NCBI's taxonomy places the organism in Eukaryota, Viridiplantae, Streptophyta, Magnoliopsida, Asterales, Asteraceae. The record is from the annotation of a GenBank genome assembly.